Messenger RNA from Dromaius novaehollandiae (emu), 762 nucleotides. Its product is annotated as olfactory receptor 14A16-like. Gene Ontology annotation, cellular component: membrane. Gene Ontology annotation, biological process: G protein-coupled receptor signaling pathway. The record is from RefSeq and is a predicted model, not a curated record. Gene Ontology annotation, molecular function: olfactory receptor activity; G protein-coupled receptor activity; odorant binding. The transcript has a single exon. The annotation marks the transcript as partial. NCBI's taxonomy places the organism in Eukaryota, Metazoa, Chordata, Aves, Casuariiformes, Dromaiidae.
CACACCCCCAUGUACUUCUUCCUCCUCAACCUCUCCCUCCUCGACCUUGGCUCCAUCUCCACCACUGUGCCCAAAGCCAUGGCCAAUUCCCUGUGGGACACCAGGGCCAUUUCCUACUCAGGAUGUGCUGCCCAGGUCUUCCUGUUUAUCUUUUCAGUUGGAGCUGAGUGUUCUCUCCUCACAGUCAUGGCCUAUGACCGCUUCAUUGCCAUCUGCAGACCCCUGCACUACGGGACCCUCAUGGGCAGCAGCACUUGUGUCAAAAUGGCAGCAGCUGUCUGGGGCAGUGGUUUUGUCAACGCUCUCCUGCACACUGCUAUUAUCUUUUCAAUACCACUCUGCCAAGGCAAUGCAGUAGAGCAAUUCUUCUGUGAGAUUCCCCAGAUCCUCAAGCUCUCCUGCUCAGACUCCUACCUCAGGGAACUUGGGCUUAUUGUGUUUAUCGCCUGUUUAUUCCUUGGAUGUUUCAUUUUCAUUGUGCUGUCCUAUAUGCAGAUCUUCACUGCUGUGCUGAGGAUCCCCUCUGAGCAGGGCCGGCACAAAGCCUUUUCCAUGUGCCUCCCGCACCUGGCCGUGGUCUCCCUGUUCAUCAGCACUGGCAUGUUUGCCUACCUGAAGCCCCCCUCUGUCUCCUCCCCAGCUCUGGAUCUGCUCCUGGCUGUUCUGUACUCGGUGGUGCCUCCAGCAGUGAACCCCCUCAUCUACAGCAUGAGGAACAAGGAGCUCAAGGAUGCCUUGAGGAAACUGAUUCAAUGGGUAUGA